Messenger RNA from Ochlerotatus camptorhynchus, 1327 nucleotides. Its product is annotated as CLIP domain-containing serine protease B4-like. Gene Ontology annotation, biological process: proteolysis. The transcript has 3 exons. NCBI's taxonomy places the organism in Eukaryota, Metazoa, Arthropoda, Insecta, Diptera, Culicidae. The record is from RefSeq and is a predicted model, not a curated record. The coding region runs from base 53 to 964 and encodes 303 amino acids. Gene Ontology annotation, molecular function: serine-type endopeptidase activity.
UCAGUUCCUUCAAAGCAGUCACUUAGAAUCGUUCAAUUUCAUAAAGCAAACAAUGGUCGUAAUCGUUGUUGCAGUGGCACUGCUGCUGACCACUGCUUCGACAGCAUUCCCGACUGCCGACGAAGCUGAACCGGCUGCAACGGAGCAGUACACCCUACCCGAACCCGGUGUCUGCGGUGUCAACCUAGCGGAUCGCAUCCUGGGAGGAACCAAAACUGCAAUCAAUGCUUAUCCGUGGACUGCUUUGCUGGUGGUGGAGCCUCGUGCCGGUGGUUCCGAAUCGUUCGCGUGUGGUGGAUCGUUAAUCUCCGAUCGGUUCGUUCUGACUGCUGCUCACUGUUUCCGGGAGCUUCCCGAUUGGGUUCACGUAGUACGUGUGCGGCUCGGUGAGUGGGAUCUUAAGAGCGAGGAAGAUUGCAACGAUGAUAACCUUUGCACUGACAAGCCGGUUGAUGUCGAUGUCGGAAGCUACGUCGUUCAUGAAGGCUAUGAUUCAAAGAAUAUUCAUAACGAUGUUGCGCUGAUUAAGCUGGCAAAGCCGGUCACCUUCUCCGAGUUUAUUUCGCCGGUAUGUUUGCCUCUGACGGAGGAAUUGCAGAAUCAGACUAUCGACGGGAAACAUUUCACGGUUAUUGGAUGGGGUACUACAGAGCGGGGCCAAGAAGCACCAGGUGUUUAUGGUAGUCGAUACAAGUUGGAAGUUGACGUUCAUGGAGCAGAUUCGGAAACUUGUCAUGCGGUCUAUCCUGAACUGAAGGACUCGGAACUGUGUGCUGGAGGAGAAGCUGGGAAGGACUCGUGCCAAGGCGACUCCGGUGGAUGUCUGGUAGCUCCGGAAAGUGAUGGUUAUUGGUAUCAGUACGGAGUUGUGAGCUGGGGCCUCGGUUGUGGAAAUCAAGGCGUUCCGGGUGUUUACGCUCGCGUUAGCAGCUUUGUUGAUUGGAUCAAAAAGCAUAUGAAAUGAAUGCAUAAGCAACAAUUCAAUCCAAUCCACCAAUUGUAAUCAAUGUGUGAAGUCAAGAAUUUUCCCAAUCAUACAUCACAAUCGGAAAAAUCAUACCGAUAACUCACACCGGCUCUCCGAGUUCUUAUCAGUCCAUUUAUCAAACCGAACGCGAUGCUAUCGCGAAUCGUUCCCAAUUUACAUACGUUGGGUAAACACAUUCGAGCGAAUUUAUGACUUUCCACAUCGACCACCAGCAAAAGCAGAAAGGCAUGACCGGAAGGAUGACAUUGGAUGAUUGGUUCGAGUGGCGCUGGCUGUGACCGACGACGAAGUUUAUUUGUACAAUUGAUUAGAAUAAAUUCGUUUCGAUUGUGCAGCUUU